AUGUCCAGCACAGCAAAGACUAUACUUUACUUUGGUGAUCAGACGGACCAAUGGAUCGAUGGGCUCGACUUCAUUCGAAAAGAAGCCCGGUUUGCACCGUGGCUUCAAAAGUUUAUGGCAGAUGCAUGCCAAAAACUCAAAGAAGAGAUGAAGGAUUGCGAAAGCAUUAUUAGAGAUAGUUUAGGGGACUUUGCCACCCUUUACGACUUGGCAGAGAUGUAUCGCCACACACCAGACGAGACAGGGUUUGCGAAUGCAUUCCUCAUCUACAUUAUGAGAGCUGCGAUGCUACUACGGUGCAUCAAGCGUGAACCUCACCUGUUGGACAAAUCUGAAAGUGGGCCUGAGUGGCUGGGAAUAUCAGGUGGCUUGAUGAGCCUGGCACCACUCGCAGUUGCCAAAGAUUUUGAUACUCUCUACGACGCCUGUGUCGACGUAGCUGGGCUUUUUUGCAGAGUUUCCAACUUUUGUUGCAUCCGGUCGAGGGCAGUUGAAGACAAGUCUGGCACAUGGGGCUGGGCGGUGCUGGGAAUCUCGAGGGAGGAUCUAUCCUCGGUUUUGGAUGAAUAUCAGAGCAGCGUGGGUAUCCCUCCACUGAAAAAGGCUCAUGUAGCGGUCAUUGGUGAUCGUUGGGCUAGCAUUAUUGGGCCACCGACUGUGCUGGACCGAUGCCUUAAAGAGUGUCCAACUUUGAACGGCCUUGCCAAGAAUAAGCUGAAUAUCCGAUCCCUCCAGCACGCCAUUCCAGUCUCGGAUAUUGAUCUUGAUUACAUCGUUGGAAAUUCGGACUUGGUCAACAAGAGGUUGGAUGCCAAGCACAGGAUUUGGGGAACAGACAAUCCAGAUGCCAUUUACGGCACAUUGGGUGAAGUGCUACGAGCCGCUGUUUUGCAGUGCGUAUCUCGACCUCUGGACAUUGUUGAGGUCGUGAAGGGUAUGGCAAAACACCUGGACUCCUGCGAUCAAAUCGAUAUCAAGGUCCUGGGCACCAGUGGUCAUACUCCUUACAUUGCGACGGCUUUGAAGAAGCAAGGAAGAGCCGUCAAUGUGCACCAUAUCAUUGGCGCCCCCAAAAACCAGAUAUCCCAUGUUGUCCAAAGUCCGAACGGAAUUGCCAUCGUAGGCAUGGCCGGCCGGGGGCCUGGGAGCGAUGAUCUUGAGGAAUUCUGGAGCGUCCUUAUGGAUGGAAAGGACAUGGCCGAGGAGAUAACCCCAGACCGGUUCGAGCUCGACGAGUUCUUUGCCACAGAGCAUGAUUACAAAGACCCCAAGUGCACAACGACUUCAAAGUUUGGGUGCUUCAUGAACAAACCGGGAAACUUUGAUGCUCGCUUUUUCCGAAUAUCGCCUAGAGAAGCCAUCUUCAUGGACCCGGGACACCGGCAGUUCCUUAUGAGCUCCUACGAGGCCCUGGAAAACGCCGGAUAUUCAGACGGCAAAUCUAGAAAUGUUGAUCCAGGCAAGAUAGGCGUUUUCUUUGGACAGAGCAAUGACGAUUGGAAUGGGAUUGCUCACCACCUAAAGGGCUGCGACGCUUACACGUUGCAAGGUGCACAGCGAGCUUUUGGGGCUGGUCGCUUGGCUUUCCACAUGGGCUGGGAAGGCCCCACGUACUUUCUGGACUCGGUUUGCGCCACGGCAUUUUCCUUAAUUCAUUUUGCAUGCCUUAGCCUGUUUGCUGGUGACGUUGAUAUGGCUGUGUGUGGCGCCGCGAACGUGGUGGCAUAUCCGCACUCGUGGACAAGUCUCAGCAAAUCCGGUAUUCUUUCCAAGACGGGCAACUGCAAACCGUUCCGUGAAGAUGCCGACGGCUAUUGCAGGGCUGAUUUUGUCGGCAGUGUAGUGCUUAAGAGGCUUGGUGACGCCGUUGCUCACAAUGAUAAUAUCCUCGCCGUUAUUCCAGGGUCGGGCAGGAACCACAGUGGCAAUUCUCCAUCCAUCACCACCUCGGAUGCUGAUGCUCAAGAGAGGUUGUUUAACAAGGUUCUGGCAAACGCAGGAGUCCUCCCGGAUGAGAUCUCCUAUGUAGAGAUGCACGGCACCGGCACGCAGAUUGGGGAUCCGGCUGAGAUGCGUGCAGUCUCCAAAGUCUUCAAACAUCGGCGAAGCGAUGAUCUGGUGCUGGGAUCCAUCAAGGCCAACAUUGGCCACAGUGAAGCCGCUGCGGGCAUGUCUUCAUUGCUGAAAUGUAUUCUCAUGUUUCAAAAGGGCGUGAUGCCGCCGCAAGGAGGGAUGCCGCAUGCUCUUAACCCAAAGUUUCCGUCACUCAAGCAGGCAAAAUUGGAGAUAUUGUCCGCGGCAAGGGAGUUCAAGCGACAGGAUAACAAGCCACGACGUGCCAUGAUUAAUAACUUUGACGCCGCUGGGGGCAACGCUUGUCUACUAGUGGAGGAAUACAGUGGCCUACCUGCUUUGACCGACGGCAUUGUUCAAGUACCCUGGGCGGAACACGCUGUGGUUGUGUCGGCAAGAACAUCAUCAUCUCUUGAUGCUAACAAGCGUAGGCUAAUGGGAUAUCUCGAGAAAAACCCCGAUUGCCGAAUUGAAGACGUUUCAUACACGACAACAGCAAGAAGGAUACAUCAUCCAAUCAGAGCUGGGUAUCUCGUCUCUUCGAUUGCACAAUUAAAGUCUAGCCUGGCCUCAGACAUAUCAUCAGAGCAGAAUAAGCAAACAACGGCAGCAGCAAAACCUGUCGUGCUUGUUUUCACAGGGCAAGGAUCUGCCCAUGGUGGCAUGGGUGGCGAGCUGUACAGAACAAGUUCCGUAUUCCGCAAAAAGGUCGAUCAAUGUGUCAAAAUCUGUGCCGACCACGGCUUUGCGCAAUUCUUGGACAUUAUCACAGACACAGAUCUAGACCUUUCCACCAAAGAGGCAGUACAGACCCAGCUGGCUUUGCUCACCCUUGAGAUCUCCCUCGCAUACCUUUGGCAGUCUCAGGCAGGACUGGAGCCGAGGAUGGUCAUGGGCCACUCCUUGGGUGAAUACGCGGCUCUUCACGUUGCGGGAGUUUUGUCACUUACCGAUAUGUUUUAUCUGGUUGGCAAGCGAGCUCAGCUCCUGGAAGAGCUUUGCGAUCCAGGCUCGUGCACAAUGUUGUCAGUAGCUGCGACUGCGGAAACGGUGCAGGAACUUAUCGAUGCAAAACCGGACGCUCUAUGCUCCAUUUCCUGCUCAAACGCUCCCAAAUCAACCGUCAUUGGUGGCUUGGUAGAUGAUAUGAAGCAACUUGAAGGAGAGAUGAGCAAAUUUGGUCCGAAGCAGCUCCCAGUUCCUUACGCUUUCCACACAUUCCAGAUGGAUCCUAUUCUGGAGCCAUUGGAAAACCUCGCAAGAGGAGUCACCUUCUCGGCUCCCAAGUUUCCGGUUGCUCCUACACUGCUUGCAAAGAUUGUUGACUCUGAAGGAAUUUUUAACCCAAGCUAUAUAACACAGCAAACUCGACAGCAAGUUCAGUUUGUCAAGACCAUAAAAGCCGUCGAGGAGAAGCUUGGUGGGGCCAUUUGGCUUGAGGUCGGACCGUCUCAGGUUUGCGGCUCAUUCGUAAAGGCAACAGUGAAUUCUCCUCCAGACUCAGGAGCAAUCCUGUCGACUCUGCAAAAAGGGUCCACGAGUUGGUCAUCCUUUUUGACGUGUGUAAUUAGGCUGUACGAGCAGGGGGCCGAGAUUGAUUGGCUUCGGCUUUAUUCCCCUUACCGAGAAGGUCUUAAAUUGGUCAACCUUCCCACAUAUGCCUGGGACUUGCAGGAGUUUUGGAUCACGCACACGGAAAGGGGACGCCAGAGUUUGAACACACUAUCAGUCCCAGGGCAGACGCAUAUCUCCACAUGCGCGCAGGUAAUUGUUGAGGAAACAUCGAGCCGGGUUGUCAUACGAACCUCGAUGACCGACCCAGGAAUGCAGGCUAUCAUCGAGGGCCACCGUAUCCGCGAUGCCAUCUGCCCUGGAAGCGCCUUUUGUGAUGCGGCCUUGACCGUCGCUCAACGUCUAUUCGAGAGAAAUGAGAGGUUCAAGGCCAAGGGGAAGCCGGUCUUGACCAUCCGCAACUUAUCCCUGCGGAGCCCUCUUCGGAAGGAACCCGGUCCUACAUCAGAGGAUCUCGUCACCACGGCCAUGGUUUCGGUACAAUCUUCCGAUGAUUCUCAAGUAACUUUCAGUUACCGCAACAAAAUAUUGGGAGGCUGUACAGUUUCAAUCUCUGAGGGGGCAGGGGAAGAAUCUGCCCGGUCUAGAACAAGCUUCUUCAUCAAGGCCAGAUUGGACGAUCUUGUCGCAAAAGCCAAACAAGGGUUGGGCCACAGAAUCCAGUCAGGCAUUUUUUACUCUCUGUUUGCAUCCACAGUGCAGUACAGCCCUGAUUUCAAGCGUUUGAAGGAGGCAUAUAUAUCAGAGGAUUUUACCGAAGCCGCGGCCGAGAUAACCUUGGAAUCCAACCCGAAUGGGACACGGUUCACAUCAUCGCCGUACCACGGUGAAAGCCUGGUUCACUUGGCCGGUUUCCUACUCAAUUCGAACCCAUCGAGGCCUCGCAGCUCCGAAACUACCUUCAUGAUGGACAACCUCGAAAGCGUCCAGACCAUCAAUGCGGCGGCCUUGGUUCCCGGGGAAACAUAUUGGACUUUUGCCAGGUUGUCCUCUAGGACCGACGAUUCGGCGACGUGCGAUUUGUGGGUUUUUCAGCAGAGCCAGGGCUCUUCCGAAUUGGUCAUGUUUUGUUUUGGGCUGCGCUUCCACGAAGUGAACAAUGUCGUGCUCGACAGGCUGCUCGGAAAAAACAAGCCUCCAGCUCAGGUUUCUGAAGAUCGCCCAAAGUACAACAAAUCGUCAGAGCACCAAGUUAUAAAUCUUGCUCCUGCGGUACCUUCGUAUCCACCUCAAGUGUCCGGACCCAUCGAAAACCAUGACACUCCCGCCGCUGCUGCAUCGGUGAAGCAGAGCAAUGGUCUUUGCGCAGCGAUACUUGAGAGCAUUUGCAGAGAGACGGGGACGGACCUUUCGCAGCUUACCGACGACACUGCUCUGGCAGACAUUGGUGUUGAUUCCAUCAUGGCCAUUGAAAUAACCGCGUCCGUGAACAAGGAAACCAACAUCACCUUGACGUGA
Molecule: messenger RNA, 5103 nt
Organism: Pyricularia grisea
Lineage: Eukaryota; Fungi; Ascomycota; Sordariomycetes; Magnaporthales; Pyriculariaceae
Exons: 4
Coding region: 1-5103 (1700 amino acids)
Biological process (GO): secondary metabolite biosynthetic process; fatty acid biosynthetic process
Molecular function (GO): fatty acid synthase activity
Source: RefSeq, a predicted model, not a curated record